CACCCCCCUCCCCUGCCUGCAGACCCCACCUGUGCCCCAGCCCCUCAGGACUCGUCCAGGAGAUGGGGGGUGACGCGCCCAGCACCAGUGGGAAGUCAGGACGGCAGGCCAGAUGGGAGAGGCUCUGUGGGCAGACGUGGCCGCUGCGGGCCGAGGACCGGGCACAAGCAGUCUAGAAGUGCUUGUCGAGUGGGGAUCCUGGCCCAGGGGUGCUGUGGGAGCACCUGGGGCCUGGGCUAGGAGAUGGGGCAGGGAGCAGGAUGACCCCCAGCCUGGCAGCAAAGAGGGGAGCCCUCAGCCCAUGGGAAGACUCUAGGACUCUCAGAAAAGCCAACUGUCAACAUCAUGCUGCUCAGCCUCCCGGACCCACGUGCCAGCAUCCCCCAGCGCCCCCUCCAUACCGGGCACGGCUCCGAGCACUCCACUUCCUCCGACAGCAACCUGUGAGGUUCCUUUUGGCAUGGAGCAUGUGCUGAAAACUCUUAAGUAGGCCAGUAGCUGACUGCUGCCCGCCUUCCCCUGGGCCAUGGACACCCCUGGCUAUGCUCUGUUGGUGCCCACGACUUCAGAGCCCGGGAAUACCUCCUUGGCCUGGCCCCUGGAUGCUGCCCUGGGGAACAGGUCAGGGGGCCCGAGCCCGGCCGGGCUGGCCAUCAGAGGCAUUCUGAUCCCCCUGGUCUACUUGGUGGUGUGUGUGGUGGGCCUGCUGGGUAACUCGCUGGUCAUCUGCGUGGUCCUACGGCACACGGCCAGCCCGUCCGUCACCAACAUCUACAUCCUCAACUUGGCGUUGGCGGAUGAGCUCUUCAUGCUCGGACUGCCCUUUCUGGCCGCCCAGAACGCACUCUCCUACUGGCCCUUCGGCUCCCUCAUGUGCCGCCUGGUCAUGGCCGUGGACGGCAUCAACCAGUUCACCAGCAUCUUCUGCCUCACCGUCAUGAGCGUGGACCGCUACCUGGCCGUGGUGCACCCCACGCGCUCCGCCCGCUGGCGCACGGCGCCCGUGGCCCGCACGGUGAGCGCAGCCGUCUGGGCCACCUCGGCCGUGGUGGUGCUGCCCGUGGUGGUCUUCUCGGGCGUGCCCCGCGGCAUGAGCACCUGCCACAUGCAGUGGCCCGAGCCGGCGGCCGCCUGGCGGGCCGGCUUUAUCAUCUACACCACCGCCCUGGGCUUCUUCGGGCCACUCUUGGUCAUCUGCCUCUGCUACCUGCUCAUCGUCGUCAAGGUGCGCUCGGCCGGCCGCCGCGUGCGCGCGCCCUCCAGCCAGCGGCGGCGGCGCUCGGAGCGCAGGGUCACGCGCAUGGUGGUGGCCGUGGUGGCCCUCUUCGUCCUGUGCUGGAUGCCCUUCUACGUACUCAACAUCGUCAACGUGGUGUGCCCGCUGCCCGAGGAGCCUGCCUUCUUCGGCCUCUACUUCCUGGUGGUGGCUCUGCCCUACGCCAACAGCUGCGCCAACCCCAUCCUCUACGGCUUCCUCUCCUACCGCUUCAAGCAGGGCUUCCGCCGCGUCCUGCUGCGGCCUUCACGCCGCGUGCGCAGCCAGGAGCCCGCCGCCGGGCCGCCCGAGAAGACCGAAGAGGAGGAGGACGACCAGGACGACGAGGAGGACGGCGAGGGGGGUCGCGAGGAGCAGCGGCGGGAGGGCAAGGAGCUGAACGGCCGGGUCAGCCAGAUCACGCAGGCGGGCCCCAGUGGCCAGGAGCGGCCACCCAGCAGCAGCGCGGCCCGCAAAGAGCAGCAGUUCCUGCCCCAAGAGCCCUCUGUCCCGGACAAGCCCAGCGCGCUGCACAUUAGCUAUCUGUAGGGCCCGGGGCUGGCCGCGUGACCUUGGAUAGCCGCCUGCCGUGGCUGCACCUGGCUUUCUCCUUGGUGACUAAGGGCUGGGGUGAUCAGCCCUGUGGGUUCUGGCUGACCUCUCUGAGCAGGGCCCGGCUGGUGGCGGUGGUGCGCCCUGACCCUCCCCAACUCUUUGAGACUUGGGGUGCUGGGGAAGCAACUCUCGGAGCGACCAUUGUGCAAGGCCUGGGUUUCCUGGGACAUGAGAAAUGCCGGGGUUGGACUGGGGCUGCAGAUGGAAGGACGUCUUGGCUGGGGGGAAGAAACGGAGGCGCAUGAGAGCCCACCCAGAUGAGCUCAGCUCCUAGGGGCUGGCAGUUUCGGUGCCAGCUUGUGCCUCACCUGCCGGCCAGGCACAUGUCCUCCGGGACCUCUGAUCCCAUGAUGUGUGUGGGGCCUGGGCUCCUGGCCACGGUGGCCAGAAGGCUGUUUUCCAGGAGGUCGCUACUUCCUGUGAGUAGGCCCUUCCGAGGCCCUGCCCUUAAUCUUGUACGUGUCCUUUUGUAUUCCUUGUCUUAUAGGAGGUCCCCAAAUCAUGUGCUUAGGUCCUGCAAAGCCUAGCUGCCCACCCCCCUGCUGGGAGGAGCUGCCCUCUCUCCAAAGCAGCUCACUCUGGGCCCUGACAUUACGGCCUGGGUGUCCCCAGGUCUCUGAGGAGAUAUUACUCCCCCCCACCCCCCCAGGGCAGUCAACUGCUCCUCCUCCCAGAAGCCAAUGCAGGUCCUAACCCCAUGCAGGCUGGAAGGUCAAACAGCUCUGUGAGGGAGAGGGAGAGGGAGAGGAAAAGGGUGAACGAGACCAGGGAGCAGAAGAUGAGAGGAAGAGGAGGAGGAAGGAAGACUAGAAAAACAGGUUUGGCCCAUGACCUUGGUGCUGACCUUGGCCCCUGGGCUGCACCCAGUUGCUGUGUCUGUCAAGUGGGGAUGAUGAUGCCUGGCCCGGCCAGGCCCAGAACAGGUCUCUGAAGCAUACAGGCAGGCCUUGUCAGGGCUGGCACUGGGCUACUACUAACUGCAGGAUCAGUAGUUCUAACCCACCAGCUGCUCCGUGGGAGAAAGAGGAAGCUCUCUGUUUAAGAUUUAGAGUCUCAGAAGCCCGAGGGCUCAGUUCUACUCUGUCCCAUAGGACUUGGUGGCAAUGGGUCUUGGUGGCUCAGAAAGAGGCCCUGGGGUGCUGAGAAGUGGUGCCCAAGUUUG
Messenger RNA from Echinops telfairi (small Madagascar hedgehog), 3032 nucleotides. RefSeq names its product somatostatin receptor 3 (gene SSTR3). NCBI's taxonomy places the organism in Eukaryota, Metazoa, Chordata, Mammalia, Afrosoricida, Tenrecidae. Gene Ontology annotation, cellular component: neuron projection; membrane. The record is from RefSeq and is a predicted model, not a curated record. Gene Ontology annotation, biological process: neuropeptide signaling pathway. Gene Ontology annotation, molecular function: neuropeptide binding; somatostatin receptor activity. Bases 527 to 1804 code for a protein of 425 amino acids. The transcript is spliced from 4 exons.